Molecule: messenger RNA, 501 nt
Organism: Rodentolepis nana
Lineage: Eukaryota; Metazoa; Platyhelminthes; Cestoda; Cyclophyllidea; Hymenolepididae
Source: the annotation of a GenBank genome assembly
AUGCCUAUUCCAAAUGGUAAAGAUAGUAACUUCUGUGACGAUUUGCUCAUUACAUCUUCGAAGACACUUUUAGCUGUGACAUCAAAGAGUCGACUAACAAGAAAACGUUCUCCCGUUGAGGAAUUAACUUCUACUAGGAAAAGAGACGCCCUAUCUGCGUUCAAAAGGAGGCAAGUAUUUCGAAGAAUCUUGAAGCAUAAAGAAGAAAGAUCUGAAUCAUGCCAAAUAUCGAGAACUAGUUCUUGGAACAUAUCGCUGGAAAUUCGGCGAAGCUGACAGCAAGGGAAUUUUUUCCUUCAGCCUUUUCAACUUGUUCCAAACCUCCAUUAGUUUGAAUGCCUGCGGAAUCGAUUGAAGCUGCUUCAGAUGCAACUUGUUGAAGUCCAUCAGACAGUUGCGAAAUACUUGGAACUGAUGGAGAGGAAAGGAAAGAUUGAAAACCGCAUUGACUGGUUGAUAAGAUUGGAUGGUAAGCAAGGGGUUCAAAUUCACUGCUGCUAA